Messenger RNA from Carica papaya (papaya), 2590 nucleotides. RefSeq names its product Tetratricopeptide repeat (TPR)-like superfamily protein. Gene Ontology annotation, molecular function: protein binding. The record is from RefSeq and is a predicted model, not a curated record. Lineage: Eukaryota; Viridiplantae; Streptophyta; Magnoliopsida; Brassicales; Caricaceae.
GGCUCUAUUGAGCAUAGCGUUAAAGUUUUCGGUGGAUGAAAAAUCAGAAGAACUAUUGUGCUCGGAGCGAUAUGUAUAACAUGAUGAUCAGGUUGCAUGCUAGACAUAAUCGGACAGAUCAGGCUCGUGGAUUGUUUUUCGAGAUGCAAAAAUGGAGAUGCAAGCCAGAUGCCGAAACCUACAAUGCUCUUAUCAAUGCACAUGGUCGAGCUGGUCAAUGGCGCUGGGCUAUGAAUAUUUUGGAAGACAUGCUACGUGCAGCUAUCCCUCCUAGUCGAUCAACCUAUAACAACUUGAUCAAUGCAUGUGGGUCUAGUGGAAAUUGGAGGGAAGCUGUGAAAGUAUGCAAGAAAAUGACGGAAAAUGGAGUUGGUCCUGAUUUGGUCACCCAUAAUAUUAUGUUGUCUGCAUUUAAGAAUGGAGCUCAGUAUGCAAAAGCGUUAUCUUAUUUUGAGCUUAUGAAAGGAACAAAAAUUCGUCCUGACACAACUACACUUAAUAUUGUAAUCUAUUGCCUGGUAAAGCUUGGGCAAUAUGGGAAAGCUAUUGAUAUUUUCAAUUCCAUGAGGGAGAAGAGAUCAGAAUGUCGGCCUGAUAUUGUAACAUUCACUAGCAUCAUUCAUUUGUAUUCUGUGAGUGGAGAGAUAGAAAACUGCAAAGUCAUUUUCAGUACAAUGCUUGCUGAAGGUCUGAAACCUAAUGUUGUUUCCUAUAAUGCAUUAAUGGGUGCAUAUGCUUCACGUGGAAUGAGUAAAGAGGCUCUUUCAGUUUUCAGUGAGAUAAAGCAAAAUGGCCUUCGCCCAGAUGUUGUUUCUUAUACAUGCUUACUUAAUGCUUAUGGAAGAUCACAUCAACCUGGGAAAGCGAAAGAAGUAUUUGACUUGAUGAAGAGAGAUAAUUGGAAACCCAAUCUUGUUAGUUAUAAUGCACUAAUUGAUGCCUAUGGGUCAAAUGAUUUGUUAGUUGAAGCUGUAGAUGUAUUGCGUCAAAUGGAGCAAGAUGGUAUUAAGCCAAACGUCGUCUCAAUAUGUACUCUCCUGGCUGCCUGUGGCCGUUGUGAUCAAAAGGUGAAAAUUGAAGCUGUUCUUUCUGCAGCAGAGUUACGAGGAAUAAAACUGAACACAAUUGCUUAUAAUUCAGCUAUUGGGAGCUAUAUGAAUGUGGGUGAAUGUGAGAAAGCUAUAGCUUUGUACAGAACUAUGAGAAAAAAGAAAGUCAUGCCUGACUCUGUUACUUAUACCGUGCUUAUAAGUGGUUGCUGUAAUAUGUCAAAAUAUGAUGAAGCAUUUGAGUUUUUUGAUGAAAUGAUGGAUCUAAAGAUUUCUUUGACAAAGGAGGUCUACUCAUGUGUGAUUUGUGCUCACAGCAAAAAGGGUCAAGUUGCAGAGGCAGAAUCGACGUUCAACAUGAUGAAGAUGGCUGGUUGUAGUCCUGAUGUUGUUACAUAUACUACAAUGCUGCAUGCCUACAAUUCUUCAGAAAAUUGGGAAAAAGCUUGUGCACUAUUUCUAGAAAUGGAAACAACUGAUAUCCAACCAGACACUAUAGCUUGUUCAGCUCUGAUGAGAGCUUUCAACAAAGGAGGUCAACCAUCAAAGGUUCUUACGCUGGCAGCAUUUAUGAGAGAAAAAGAAAUCCCCUUUUCUGAUGCUGUUUUCCUUGAAAUGCUGUCAGCUUGCAGCAUCUUGAGAGAUUGGAAAACAGCAAUAGACCUUAUCAAUUUGAUGGAGCCUUCACUUCCUGUGGUUUCCAUUGGACUUGUUAACCAGCUUCUUAAUCUUCUUGGAAAAAGUGGAAAAAUUGAACCAAUGAUGAAGUUGUUUUACAAGUUAAUAGCAUCUGGUGCUGAAUUGAAUUUCAGCACUUACUCGAUUUUGUUAAAAAAUCUUUUGGGUGCUGGAAAUUGGAGAAAAUACAUUGAGGUAUUGCAGUGGAUGGAGGAUGCAGGAAUUCGGCCUUCAAAUGGGAUGUUCCAUGAUAUAUUCUCAUUUGCACAAAAAAGUGGUGGAGCUGAGUAUGCACCUAUAAUAUGUGAAAGAGUUGAAUCCUUGAGAAGGAAAUCAGCAAAUCAAACUUGAUCUGGGGAAGUUUCUUGACUUCAAAACUCAUCAUUGAAGAUGAGCAGAAGAUGUACAUGGUAGAUGCAAACACCUGUUUUAUAUCCAGCUCACUUCAAGAUCAUCUCCGAAUCAACGACUGGAGAAGUAUAAUUCUACCAUCUAAGAACUGUUUAACUCAAUUGACACACCAGACUGCAAAGGGUCAACAUCUUAGAUAUCUACUCCCGUCAUAAUCUUAUGGAGCAGGUAUAUUAUCAUGCAGUGACUGCUGGAAUUAUUUCCUUGUAAGUUAAUUCAAAAUGGAAAAAUGAGUAGGCGUGGGCUAUUGCCGAGAACAUGGUAGCAUGCUUCCCGAGUGAGCUUAAAAUAAUUUUAUUCUGAAAUGUAAAAUAAAUGUAAAUACAAUCAAAUUUACUAUUUGACGGUAUGCAUGCGCAUACCUAAAUAUUGAGAAUGCUAUGGUCGGAAUCAGCCUUCGGUUCACAAGGAUUAAUUGUGUUGAUGAAUAAAAAUUGUACCUCUUUUAUGAA